Messenger RNA from Tupaia belangeri chinensis (Chinese tree shrew), 3820 nucleotides. It is a transcript of the gene LRIG3, whose product is annotated as leucine rich repeats and immunoglobulin like domains 3. The transcript is spliced from 20 exons. Lineage: Eukaryota; Metazoa; Chordata; Mammalia; Scandentia; Tupaiidae. The coding region runs from base 281 to 3703 and encodes 1140 amino acids. Gene Ontology annotation, molecular function: protein binding. The record is from RefSeq and is a predicted model, not a curated record.
GGAGCUGGCGAGAAAGUUUUCUUUGCAGGCAAGAGGAGUUUUGGCGUGCUGACGCUGCUCGGGCUGCAACUCCAGCCGUGGACGGGCGAUCUGUUAGGUUUCCCUCCUGCUGCUCGAGGGCAUGAAAGGGCUUCGCUGCUGGGAGUAAACGAAGCAGUUUACCCGGGAGCGCAAGAGAGCAGCGCGCGCACGCGGCCGGGAGCGCGGGCGUCCCCUCGGCUGGAAGUUUGCGCCGGGCCCCGAGUGCGAGCUGGGCCGAGUGAGAGGCCGCGGGACGGCGAUGGGCGCGCGGAGGCUCCGUGUGUCGGCGGCGGCUCUGGGGCUUCUGCUGUGUGGCGUGCUAGGGCGCGCAGAGCUGGCCCAGGGCGGCCGCGGGACACUCGCGCAGCCCUCCGCUUGUGGCGUGCUGGGGCGCGCAGAGCUGGCCCAGGGCGGCCGCGGGACACUCGCGCAGCCCUCUGCUGUGACCGCCGAGCGCCAGUGCCCAGCGCUCUGCCGUUGCCUCGGGGACCUGCUGGACUGCAGUCGCCAGCGACUGGCGCACCUUCCGGAGCCGCUCCCGCCCUGGGUCGCUCGGAUAGACUUAAGUUACAACAGAUUGUCUUCCAUCAAGGCGAGUUCCAUGAGCCACCUUCAAAGCCUUCGAGAAGUGAAGCUGAACAAUAAUGAAUUGGAGACAAUUCCAAAUCUAGGACCAGUCUCAGCAAAUAUUACACUCCUCUCCUUGGCUGGAAACAGGAUUAUUGAAGUAUUACCUGAACAUCUGAAACAGUUUCAGUCCCUUGAAACUUUGGACCUGAGCAGCAAUAAUAUUUCAGAGCUUAAAACUGCAUUUCCAUCCCUACAACUCAAAUAUCUGUAUAUCAACAGCAACCGAGUCACAUCAAUGGAACCUGGGUGUUUUGACAAUUUGGCCAACACACUGUUGGUGUUGAAGCUGAACAGGAACCGAAUUUCAUCCAUUCCACCUAAGAUGUUUAAACUGCCCCAACUACAACACCUUGAAAUGAACCGAAACAAGAUUAAAAACAUAGAUGGACUCACAUUCCAAGGACUUGGUGCUCUGAAGUCUCUGAAAAUGCAAAGAAAUGGAGUAACAAAACUUAUGGAUGGAGCUUUUUGGGGUCUGAGCAACAUGGAAAUCUUGCAGCUGGACCAUAACAACCUGACAGAGAUUACCAAAGGCUGGCUUUACGGCUUGCUGAUGCUGCAGGAACUUCAUCUCAGCCAGAAUGCCAUCAACAGAAUCAGCCCUGACGCCUGGGAGUUUUGCCAGAAACUCAGUGAGCUGGACCUAACUUUCAAUCACUUGUCGAGGUUAGACGACUCCAGCUUCCUCGGCCUAAGCUUACUGAAUACCCUGCACAUUGGGAACAACAAAGUGAGCUAUAUCGCAGACAGUGCCUUCCGGGGGCUUUCCAGUUUAAAGACUCUGGAUCUGAAGAACAAUGAAAUUUCCUGGACCAUUGAAGACAUGAAUGGUGCUUUCUCUGGGCUGGACAAACUGAGGCGACUAACACUUCAGGGAAACCGGAUUCGUUCUAUUACUAGAAAAGCCUUCACUGGUUUGGAUGCAUUAGAACACCUAGACCUCAGUGACAACGCAAUCAUGUCUUUGCAAGGCAACGCGUUUUCGCAAAUGAAGAAACUUCAACAACUGCAUUUAAAUACAUCCAGCCUUUUGUGUGAUUGCCAACUAAAAUGGCUCCCACAGUGGGUGGCAGAAAACAACUUUCAGAGCUUUGUAACUGCUAGUUGUGCCCAUCCUCAACUGCUAAAAGGAAGAAGUAUUUUUGCUGUUAGCCCAGAUGGCUUUGUGUGUGAUGAUUUUCCGAAACCCCAGAUCACGGUGCAGCCAGAAACACAGUCGGCAAUAAAAGGCUCCAAUUUGAGUUUUAUAUGCUCGGCUGCCAGCAGCAGCGAUUCCCCAAUGACUUUUGCUUGGAAAAAAGACAAUGAAAUACUGCAUGAUGCUGAAAUGGAAAAUUAUGCACACCUCCGAGCCCAAGGUGGCGAGGUGAUGGAGUAUACCACCAUUCUUCGGCUGCGCAAUGUGGAAUUUGCCAGCGAAGGGAAAUAUCAGUGUGUCAUCUCCAAUCACUUCGGUUCAUCCUACUCUGUCAAAGCCAAGCUUACCGUAAAUAUGCUUCCUUCGUUUACCAAGACCCCCAUGGACCUCACCAUCCGGGCUGGGGCCAUGGCACGUUUAGAGUGUGCUGCCGUGGGACACCCCGCUCCUCAGAUAGCCUGGCAAAAGGAUGGGGGCACAGAUUUCCCAGCUGCAAGGGAGAGACGCAUGCAUGUGAUGCCCGAGGAUGAUGUAUUCUUCAUCGUGGAUGUGAAGAUAGAGGACAUUGGGGUAUAUAGCUGCACAGCUCAAAACAGUGCAGGAAGUAUUUCUGCAAAUGCAACUCUGACUGUGCUUGAAACACCAUCAUUUUUGCGGCCUCUGUUAGAUCGAACUGUAACCAAGGGAGAAACGGCCGUCCUACAGUGCAUCGCAGGAGGGAGCCCUCCCCCGAGACUGAACUGGACUAAGGACGACAGCCCUUUGGUGGUUACCGAAAGGCACUUUUUUGCAGCAGGCAAUCAGCUGCUGAUCAUCGUGGACUCAGAUGUUAGUGAUGCUGGGAAGUACACGUGUGAAAUGUCCAACACCCUUGGCACAGAGAGAGGCAACGUGCGCCUCAGUGUGAUCCCCACUCCUACCUGCGACUCCCCUCAGAUGACCGCCCCAUCGUUAGACGACGAUGGCUGGGCCACCGUGGGUGUCGUGAUCAUAGCUGUGGUUUGCUGUGUGGUGGGCACGUCGCUCGUGUGGGUGGUCAUCAUAUACCACACAAGGCGGAGGAAUGAAGAUUGCAGCAUUACUAACACAGAUGAGACCAACUUGCCAGCGGAUAUCCCUAGUUAUUUGUCAUCUCAGGGAACACUAGCCGACAGGCAGGAUGGGUACGUCUCCUCAGAGAGUGGAAGCCACCAUCAGUUCAUGGCUUCUUCAGGAGGUGCGCUUUUCUUACCCCAACAUGACAGUAAUGGGACCUGCCACAUUGACAACAGCAGUGAAACUGAUGUGGAAGCAGCCACAGAUCCAUUCCUUUGUCCCUUUUUGGGAACCUCAGGUCCUGUGUAUUUGAAGGGAAAUCUGUAUGGCUCAGAUCCUUUUGAAGCCUAUCACACAGGUUGUAGUCCUGACCCAAGAACAGCUUUAAUGGAUCACUAUGAGCCCAGUUACAUGAAGAAAAAGGAGUGUUCCCCAUGUUCCCAUCCUUCAGAAGAACACUGCGAACGGAGCCUCAGUAGUGGAGGCUGGCCUUCCCGUAUGAAGAAGCUAAUUAACACUACUUACUCUCUAAGUGACGGACCAGGGAUGAAAAAUCCAUGUCUCAACAAGUCCUCUUUAGACUUCAGUACAAGUCUAGAGCCAGCAUCAGUUACUUCAAGUAAUUCUUUCAUGGGUACAUUUGGAAAACCUCUCAGGAGACCGCACCUAGAUGCUUUUUCAAGCUUUGGUCAGCCAUCAGAUUGUCAGCCAAGAGCCUUUCACUUGAAAGCUUAUUCUUCCCCGGACUUGGACUCUGAAUCAGAGGAGGAUGGGAAAGAAAGGACAGAUUUCCAAGAAGAAAAUCACAUUUGUGCCUAUAAACAGACCUUAAAAAACUACAGGACUCCAAAUUUUCAGUCUUAUGACCUGGACACAUAGAUUGAAUGGGACCAAAGAAAACCUUUAACAAACUACCUCAAGUGGACUUCUAUUUAAAAGAAAGAGAAUCCUAUGUUUUUAAAUGGACUUAUGAAUUUUAAAAGGAUAAAUGCCUUA